Leptopilina heterotoma is the source of this 2314-nucleotide messenger RNA. RefSeq lists its product as uncharacterized. Gene Ontology annotation, cellular component: extracellular region. Gene Ontology annotation, molecular function: chitin binding. The transcript is spliced from 3 exons. NCBI's taxonomy places the organism in Eukaryota, Metazoa, Arthropoda, Insecta, Hymenoptera, Figitidae. The coding region runs from base 185 to 2077 and encodes 630 amino acids. The record is from RefSeq and is a predicted model, not a curated record.
UUCAGUUCCCCCACAUAGGAAAUAUGAGACGAUGCAAAAGCAAAAGCCAACACUCUAGCGUUCUGCUCCAGGUACCAAGUCUACUAACGUCUCCCUUCGAAAAGAGCCAGUUUCCGCGUAGACACCACUUGGCCAAGUUCGGAACUGGUUCUUAAAAAGUGGUUCUUUCAUUGUGCAAGGCAAUAUGCGGAUCUCGUGCUUCGCGGUUAUUCUUUGUGUCGCAUUAGGAACAAGUAUUCAACAUUGCGAUGGAUCAUUGCACAGAAAUAACAAGACACAUGUAGAAAUCGAAAAUUUUGAACCGCAAGGCAAUUUUACGAGACUUAAGGAACGAUACCGAAGACUGGUGCCCUACAUGGCCUACUACCUAGUGGGGAACAAUGUAGAAAAUCAACCUCCAAGAACUGACAAGUAUGAAAAAAUUCGGGACAGAAUUAUUCCUAGAAAACCCCAGUUCAACAUUAGACCAAGUUCAGACCCGAGAGAAAGAAACAGACAGCAAUACACAAAACAAACCGAAAAGUUUCUACCUUCAGUGCAGUACAAUCCCAAAGAUGUCGGUCCAAACAAAGCCUACUUCACUCCCAUACGUUACGGGAUGAAACUAAACCAAAGGGAUUACUCUCCAUUUUCACCCAACCAAAAUACAAGGCCAGUUCAUUCCAGACCCACUCUGGGAAAUAUCGUCUCCGAAACUAAGCUCUACAAAACAGAAGCACCUAGGAAAUUACAGACUCUUCCCAAGAUGGUGAAUUAUCUUCCGUUUAGGCAAACGGUUAAAACACCUCCUUCGACCAUCGACGACUACUUUCUCGAUUACGAAACUCAAUCACUUGGAAAUCUACAACCAACAUCCUACGAUUACGAACAACCUUACGAGGAAUUUGAAUCUUUUCGCUAUGCAACUCCUGCACCCGAUAGAGUUAACGUUUUCAAACCUCCAAUCUCCAGACCCAACGACUUGAAUAAUCAACCUCUGAAAGUCCCAGUCUCUGAACUUGAUCACAUAGUGAAAACUUUACAGUUAAGUAACCAAUUGCCAGAAAUGCUCAACAAGGAUAAUAUCGACAGUAGCAUAAGAACACUUGUAGAAAUUCUCAAUAUUCUCCACAACGCAAGAAGCCGACAACCUCAACUACAACAUCAAAUUACAAACCCUAAGCUCAAAUCCAAGCCACCUGAUUAUGGCUUCCAUGAAGACUCCCCAAGACCCCAAGUGUUGGAAACUAAUUACUACGUUACACCAAACGUCAUUGAUAGACCUCCGGAAAUAGCAAAGGAAUUAGUGAAUUUUCAAACACAGCACAUUCCAAACGAUUUGAAAAUACAAAAUUCCAAUCUGAAGAGCGACAAGGUAACUCAAUACUACCAUCCCGAAGAACUGGAAAUAGAUAAUAGGUACAAGGAAACUUUUUCACAAAUCGCACCUCAAGAAAAUAUCGAAAAUCAACCAUAUAAAGUUAAUCUACAUUCGGAAAAUACUUUGGAAAAUGACAGAUUUAGGUAUCCAAUUAAUACCGAGAAACCAACGAUUACCAACAAUUACCCUGUAGUGAAUAAUGUGCCCAAAGAUAAUACACAAAAUAUACCACCGUCCUUAAAGUACGGAGCUACAAGAGGGAAACCACAUGUGGAUUAUCCAGCUUAUUCGACCAUACCGCUCACGAAUUUUAAUUGCAAACAGCAGAGGUACAAAGGUUUUUUUGGAGACCCUGCGACAAGAUGUCAGGUCUGGCACUACUGCGACCUGAAUGGUGGGAAAUCAUCGUUUUUAUGUCCAAAUGGAACGAUUUUCAAUCAAGUGGCUCUAACCUGUGAUUGGUGGUUCAAUGUAAAAUGUGAAUCUACUACACAACUAUAUGUAUUAAAUGAACGACUCUAUAAAUAUAUUUUGCCAGUAAUGCCUAAAUUUCCUGAGGAUUUCACCGGACCGGAAGUGGACAGAUACUUGGAACAAAAAUUCAAGGAAAUUGAAGCCAAAUUACAGGAGAAAAAAUUGAAGAAAGAACAAGAAGAGAAAGACAAGACACAAGAAAGCAUUAAGGACGAAAUGUUGUCAGAAAAUAGCUCGGAAUAAUGUGCCUUUUAAAUCAGCUACUAUGAUUUCAGUAUGAGAAACAAUUUCUAUAGGUAAAAUUAAAUGAAAUAAGCUGCCAUUACUGUAUACAACAGGCAAGAUCUUCAAAUUUUUAAACUACUAUCAAUGUUAUGUGUACACUUAAAAAAGAAAGUUUUGUCAAAUUUUACUAAAAUAGUUUACAAAUUAGUAAACAAAAUUGAUAAUUGUACUUAAGGGCAUUUGAACCUUGAUGAC